This is a messenger RNA of Eimeria mitis, 552 nucleotides long. RefSeq lists its product as uncharacterized. The transcript has 4 exons. Bases 1 to 552 code for a protein of 183 amino acids. Lineage: Eukaryota; Apicomplexa; Conoidasida; Eucoccidiorida; Eimeriidae. The record is from RefSeq and is a predicted model, not a curated record.
AUGAAGCUGCGUGAGGUGUAUGCAGCAACAGCAGCAGCAGCAGCAGCAGGGAAGCCAGAUACUCUUUCUGCUGCAGCAGCAGCAGCAGGACUCCCCCUAAAAGGCAGCAGCAGCUAUCAACUGCGGCAUGAAAGAAAUCUAUGGAUCGAGUUGUUUUGUCUCGUUCUAUGGUUGUUUGUGUGGAGAGCAGCAAAGCUUAUGGGCCGCCACUGGCAGCGCAUAGAGGCGCUGAAGGCGGAGGUGGCGUUGCUGCAGCACGAGAGAGAAGUCAGAGGCACUGCAGCAGCAGCAGCAGCAGCAGCAGCAGAUGGUGAUGAUAAGAACAAGAAAAACAACAAACACGGAGACAGUAAAAGCCCCUCGCGAGAGGAAAAGGAAGACACAAACAGGGAGGCGGGCCAGAUUGAGAUGAUGCGUCUGCGCAAGACGGCGCAGCAGCAGCAGCAGCAGCUGCACGGGGUGACGGAGGCGGGCCAGAUUGAGAUGAUGCGUCUGCGCAAGACGGCGCAGCAGCAGCAGCAGCAGCAGCAGCAGCAGCAAGACAGCGACUAG